Messenger RNA from Heterostelium album PN500, 1509 nucleotides. RefSeq lists its product as uncharacterized. The record is from RefSeq and is a predicted model, not a curated record. The transcript has 4 exons. NCBI's taxonomy places the organism in Eukaryota, Evosea, Eumycetozoa, Acytosteliales, Acytosteliaceae. The coding region runs from base 1 to 1509 and encodes 502 amino acids.
AUGUCCAAGUUAUCAAAUAAUUUGCAAUGUAUAGUUUGUGAAAAAAAAACGCAUUCGAUUCAUGAGUUUACACUUCAUGGAGCUACUGAAUGCAUUCCAAACUUAUUAGAAUACUUUGGACUUCCAAAAGCAACAAAUAUUAUGGAGCUAUUGGAGGUACAACAGAAGGUUGCGCAAUUAGAGGAGCAGAUAAAUUCUUUAAAAGUUAAAUUGGAAAGUGCAAAGACUAAGAAAAGAAGGUUGUCUAUUGGUUCGAGCUCGAGUACUUUCAUGGAUGAGGAUCAAUCAUAUCAUUCACAAACAUCAACAACAACAACAACAUCAUCAACACCAACACCAAUACCAAAACCAGCACUAACAUCAACAUCUAACAGUAACGCUCCUGCGGCAUUCAAAAUCAAAGAAAAAAAUAAACAAGAACAGCUUGAUUAUAGAAUAGAAUAUGGUUCAGACAAUAUUGACAUUGAUAAUAGUGAAGAGACUAAUUCUUGCUACCUUUCCCAAACGCUCAGGCUUGUGUCUUCUCACGAUAAGAGUAUUCAGCUGGUCUUCAAAUGUGGCAUUCCUUCAAAAGGAGCAAACAGAGUCAUGGUUGUUAAUGGUGAUGCCCAUAUGGCAACUGUCUGCAAAUUAAGUCACUUUAAUGACCAGCAGUGUUCCAAUUGUGGACAGAAGUGCACCACAAGAAUCAAAGCUAAAUCAUCAUGUAUGCCUCCUGUUCCCGGAUCCUACAUCCACUUUUGUACCUAUAAUUGUAUGGUGGCAUAUCUUAGCAAAACAUCUGCAGAAGUAUGGAAAAAUAAAGCAGACGAGUUAUAUAAACUAAUAUAUCCAUUGGAUUCAAAAGAAAAGAACAGCAAAGAGAAAGAGAAAGAAGAGAAAGUAAAGAAGUGCAAGGAGAAAGAGGAAGAAGAAGAAGACGACGAAGAAGAUGAUGAAGACGAAGUGAAAGAUGAUAAAAAAGAAACUGAACAAGUUAAAGUAACAGAUCAUUAUUUAAAUACUUUGUCUCAAGCAGACUUAAAGUCACUGAUAGGGAAGAUGUUUAUCACUCUCGUUUAUUUAAAACACUAUGUCAAGUCUAUAAUCACAUUAAUAAUCUUUGGAAUAUCAAGGAGAACAGCUGAGGAAUAUUACAACGAAAUAAUCGAUUUACUCUAUGAAAUGUCACUGGAAUCUUUUAAACAUUUCGCAUCUAAUGAACAAAGAUAUGAAAGACAAUCAAAGUUUAUAGACAAAUAUAAUAAUGCGUGUUUGGUAACCUCUGUCGUUGAUGGAUCCGAACAAAGAGAUAACUUUUACAGUGGAAAAAAAGGAUUUUCAUCAAUAACCAAAUUGGUAUUCGCAAGUCCAGACGGAAAGAUUCAGAAUAUGGCUGAAUCUCGACCAGGUUCCAGGAAUGAUCAAGGAAUGAUGCACGAAGUGGAUGAAUUUCUCAAAUCUUUCGAUGAUUCAUGGGAGUACAUAAUGGGAGACAAAGGAUUUCAAGGAUCAAACCAUUUAUACUAA